AUUUAAGAAGAAGAGAACACAGCAUUAAGCAACUAUGGAAAAGACACCCUACUCAGUGGAAUGGCUUUCAGAGAGCAGUCUGGGCAAACCAGUAUAUACCAAAACAGAACAUACAUUUGGAUACUCAGGCUUGCAGUUUAACAAGGAUUGCAGGACCUCAUUGUCAUCAAGGCCUGGGAACCUAAGGUCUUCAGCAAACUCAACUGAAAAGGAAAAUGAUGGCUUAAGCAAUGUUCUUAAUGGAAGGAUAUCUGUUGCUGCUCAAAUAAAAACCCGGCCAUCACUACAAGAACCUGAGAUAUCUCGAAAGGUGUUGAGGGAAAUGCAGCCCACUGACCAGGCCACCAACAUGACUGACAGUAGUAAGAAAUCCCCAUCUUUAUCUGAUGAAGAGAAUGUUUCCAGAGCUCGCACCAAGUUCACCCCCGAGCAGUUGAAGGAGCUUGAAAGAAGCUUCAAAGAGAACAUGUACAUUGGAUCAAGUGAGAAAAGGCGAUUGUCCAAGGUGCUGAAGCUCUCAGAAUGCCAGAUUAAAACCUGGUUUCAGAAUCGAAGGAUGAAGCUCAAGCGACAAAGCCAAGAUGCAAGGGUUGACGCUUUCUUUUCAAGCCUUUAUAUGCCUUGCUACAGCUAUACAGGCCAUUCAACAUCUACAUACUCCGUACGGGCAGAAUUUCCUGCUUUGGUUCCUCCCCCAAUGGCUUCAACAGUCCCUCCUUUUGGUUGUAUUUACUCUACUGUUACACCUGGAGUCUGCCAACCAGCCCUGCCUUCUACAUCUCCUGGCUCAAAUCUGUGCUCUUCCAUGCCAGUCCAUUCUUUGCUGAGAGCUCGACAGAGAUACAACCCAUACUGACGUUAGAACAUUGUUUGGGGUACCACUGCUAUAUUUGAAAGAAGUGGGAAUUGCACCCUGGCACUUAUAUACCAAACAAAGCUUUCAUUUGAACAGGGAACUGAAAGUAUGUUAUUUUUUUUAAGACCUUGAUUAAUUCUUUGUUCAAUCAAAUUAUGUACAAAUAAAUAACUGAAGGUGA
Xenopus tropicalis (tropical clawed frog) is the source of this 1037-nucleotide messenger RNA. RefSeq names its product VENT homeobox 3 gene 1 (gene ventx3). Lineage: Eukaryota; Metazoa; Chordata; Amphibia; Anura; Pipidae. The coding region runs from base 35 to 856 and encodes 273 amino acids. The record is from RefSeq and is marked provisional. Gene Ontology annotation, cellular component: nucleus. The transcript is spliced from 3 exons. Gene Ontology annotation, biological process: regulation of DNA-templated transcription; regulation of transcription by RNA polymerase II. Gene Ontology annotation, molecular function: DNA binding; DNA-binding transcription factor activity, RNA polymerase II-specific.